Drosophila navojoa is the source of this 729-nucleotide messenger RNA. Its product is annotated as protein C activator. Gene Ontology annotation, biological process: proteolysis. The record is from RefSeq and is a predicted model, not a curated record. Lineage: Eukaryota; Metazoa; Arthropoda; Insecta; Diptera; Drosophilidae. Gene Ontology annotation, molecular function: serine-type endopeptidase activity.
AUGAAUGCGCUAGGAUUAUUUCUCAUCGUGCUGUGCAGCUCACUCGGCGUGACCGAGUCGGGGCAGACGGAGGAGAGCAACGCGAACCAGGCUCUCAAGUGGCAGGGGGAAAAGCCACUGAGCAACAAUCACUUUGUCUCUCUGCGACGGAAGCCAGCGAAUGACUCUUAUUAUGGCGCUGGCCACGUAUGCGGUGGCUCGGUCAUUAGCCACACUGUGGUGCUAACUGCUGCGCAUUGUUUCGUGGAUCGAACGAGCUCGAAUGGCACUUUCCUGGACAAGUCGAAUUUCGUCGUUGUGCUGGGCAAGAAGCAGCUGACGACGGACAACGAUAAGCCGUUGUUCUUUAGACUGCAAGAGGUGGCGGUGCUGGUGACGAUGCUGGACAUGGAGAGCUACGACAAGGAUAUCGCAUUGGUACACCUCAACGGCACAGUGCCGCCCUUUAUACAGCCCGUUCAGAUGACCACGGACACGCAUCAGCCGCCAGCCCAUUGCCAGAUCUCCGCCUGGACCAACAAUCAAAUGGAAUACUCUCUCGGCCAUUUGGUCAACCUAAAUGUGACGCUAAGCGAGCGGCCGGCCUGCCAGCAGGUCGACCUGCUGCCGGGCAUGAUCUGUGCGGAAAAUGCGAACGACACCCAGCUGGCGGCCUGCAUCCCCGAUGAUGGGGGGCCGUUGCUCUGCGAGGGGCAGCUGGUUGCGUGGGGCACUACAAAUCCUGGAUAG